This is a messenger RNA of Botrytis byssoidea, 771 nucleotides long. RefSeq lists its product as uncharacterized. NCBI's taxonomy places the organism in Eukaryota, Fungi, Ascomycota, Leotiomycetes, Helotiales, Sclerotiniaceae. Gene Ontology annotation, molecular function: magnesium ion binding; acireductone synthase activity. The transcript is spliced from 3 exons. Bases 1 to 771 code for a protein of 256 amino acids. The record is from RefSeq and is a predicted model, not a curated record.
AUGGAAGGCAAACCACGAGUUAAGGUGGUAUUGUUGGAUAUCGAGGGCACGGUGUGUCCGAUUUCUUUCGUCAAGGAUAUCUUGUUCCCAUACGCUCUCGCAGCUCUACCAGAAACACUCUCCACUCAAUGGGACUCUCCAUCCUUCCUCCCUUAUCGCUCUGCCUUCCCGCCUGAACACGCCUCGACCCCUGACGCACUCCUUUCUCAUGUCCGCGAUCUCAUGGCUCAGGAUCUUAAGAUCCCAUACCUUAAAUCUCUUCAAGGAUAUCUCUGGCUUCGUGGUUAUGAAUCGGGCGAAUUAAAGUGCCCACUUUUCCCAGAUGUAUACCCAACGAUGAAGAAGUGGAGAGAAAAUGGGGCGAAGAUUUGUAUUUAUAGUAGUGGGAGCGUGGCAGCGCAGAAGUUGUUGUGGAGAUACACGACUGAAGGGGACUUGAGGAGUUGCAUUUGGAAUGGGCUCGAAGGAGAUGAUGGGAGAGAGCUUGAAGGCGGAUAUUGGGAUACCGUUAAUGCGGGGCUGAAACAGGAUAUGGCGAGUUAUGAGAAUAUUGCCAAGGCAAACAAUGCGUUGGGUGCGGUGGGUGAGUGGUUGUUCUUGAGCGAUAACAUCAAGGAGGUGAGAGCCGCAAAGGAAGCUGGAAUGAAGAGUUUCGUGGUGAUUAGAGAGGGGAACGCGGAGGUUACUGCGGAAGGGAAGGAGGGUCAAGUUCUUGUGGACAGCUUUGCAGAGGUUGAGAAGUGGGUUGAAGUUACUGCUGAACAAGCAUGA